AAACCGGGCCUCCUUAAAGGGUCUUCCGGGGGAAGGGCUCCCGGAAGCAGCCGACGGGACCAGGAGAGGCGGGAUGGCCCCCUCCGCCUGCAGGAGAGGAGACUGACCCUGGGCAGGCAGGGUGGAGGCGAAAACCCGGGUACGAGCUGCGUCCCAGACGGGCGAAUGGACCCCCUGCUUCUCUAGGACAUCUGAAGAGAGGGGGGCAGGCCAGACCCGUGGCACCAUGGACCCCUCCUCCGGCCUGGCCGUGGUCCACGUGGACUUCCCUGAGGUCACCACUGCCCUGCUGGAGAACCUCAACCAGCAGCGGGUGGAGGGCAAGCUGUGCGACAUCGCCAUCCACGUCCAGGGCCGCGUCUUCCGGGCCCACCGGGCGGUGCUGGCGGCCUCCUCCCCGUAUUUCCACGACCAGGUGCUGCUGAAGAACAUGACCUCCAUCGUCCUGCCCAGCGUGAUGGACCCAGUGGCUUUCGAGACGGUGCUGGCCUCGGCCUACACAGGGAAGCUGGCCAUGGCCUCUGACGAGAUCGUCAACUACCUGACGGUGGGCAGCGUCCUCCAGAUGUGGCACAUCGUGGACAAGUGCACGGAGCUGCUGAAGGAGCGGCGGGGGGCCCUGCUAGGGCCUUCCUCCUCCUCCUCCUCCUCCUUCCGGGCCCACUCCAGCCGCACCAGCGACAACCAGUCCCCCAGCAGCAGCAACUACUUCAGCCCGCGCGAUCUAGGUGAGGGGCCGGCCGAGCCGGGCAAGUACCAACCCCGGGGAGGGCUGGCCGGGGAGCGCGACGGGGGCUCGGAGGACCACGACGAGGAGGUCAUCUUCCAGGCCGAGAAGGGCCCCGCCGCCCGCUGCCCGGACCCCGACAGCGGGGAGCCCGGCAGCAGCGAGGGGCGCCGACCCACCUACAUCCGGCCCAGCAUCAUGCCCCAGAAGCAGUGGGUCUUCAUCAAGAAGGAGCGCUCCCAGGAGGACCUGGUGCUGACCUGCGAGGAGGACGAGGACCCCGUGGAGGUGGCGGGGGGCGGUCCCGCCCCGGAGGCGGCGCUCAGCAUCAGCGACGUGCGCACCCUGACGGACCCGGGCGGGAGCGGCAAGCUGGAGGAGCAGGUGAACUUCUGCGAGUCAUCGGAGGACUUCCCCUCGCCGUACGAGGGCCUGGAGGACGCCUCGCCCCUCCCGGGGGGCUCCUCGUCGUCCUCCUCCUCCUCCUUCGCCCAGCGCUCCCUCCUGCCCAUGGACAUGCAGGGCAACCAGAUCAUGAUCUUCCCCCCGCAGGCCGCCCCCGUGGAGCACGGGGCGGUGCAGCUGGCGGCCAGCUCGGGCGACGGCAACAAGAUCUUCAUGUGCCACUGCGGCAAGGCCUUCUCCCACAAGAGCAUGCGCGACCGGCACGUCAACAUGCACCUCAACCUGCGCCCCUUCGACUGCCCGGUCUGCAACAAGAAGUUCAAGAUGAAGCACCACCUGACCGAGCACAUGAAGACCCACACGGGGCUCAAGCCCUACGAGUGCGAGGUCUGCGCCAAGAAGUUCAUGUGGCGCGACAGCUUCAUGCGCCACAGGGGCCACUGCGAGAGGCGGCCCCGCCUGGGCGGCGGAGGGGGGGCGGCUGCGGGGGCGGGAGGAGGAGGAGGGGGAGGCCUCUCGGGCGCCCCUCCUGCCGCCUCCGGGCCCCCCAAAAAGGAAGCCUCUCCUUCCCGGAUCAGUGGGGAGGCCGACUGGGGCACGGGACGGUCGCCCCGGAGCGAACUGGGCUUCGCGGGGAGCAGUAAGAUGUGAACGGACUGGGUGCGUGGGGCCGACCCCUCCUGCAGACUCUCGUGACCCCAAUGGAUCCUUGGCCGCUUGAUGGGAUCCGGGACCUUCCCCCUCCCGCCUGGGGAGUAUAAGGACCCUCUCUGCUGCCCCAUCCCCUGGACAGCCCCCACCACCACCACCCCACCUCCGGCUGAGAGCAACAGGGAGCUGGGGCUUCACGGUGCCCAUGGUGGACCUGCCUCAGGACCCAGCACUGCAGACAUAAGAGGGGGGGGGGUAAGCCAGCUACAGGAUGCGGCCCCUGACCCCUUGCCUGGAUGCCGGACUCUCCUGGUUCUCUCCCUUUCUGUCUUCCGGGGGAGACGUGGGCUUUUUCGCUUCCCCCUCUGGGCUUUCUUCGGGGGAACCAUCCCCUCGGCCUUCUGUUCUUUGUUGACAUCCAUGUAUGUUGUUGUUGCUGUUUUUUCGGGGGGGGCGGAGGAUGUUUGUCUCAAGAGACCCAAACACUAACUCACUCACUCACUCCCCUCCUUGCUGCCUUUAUUACGUGCUGUCGUUCUUGGUGCGUGUGUGUGUGUGUGGGGGGUUCAUUCACAUAGCGGCCCCUCCCUCUUUGUGCCCAGUAGGUGGGUGGGUAGCUGAGUGGACAACGCAAGAGGUCCUGUGGCCAGUGUGGGGUGGCGAUGGAGGAGGAGGAGGAGUGGGGUGGAAAGACACACACACAUAAGGCUCGGAGCCCCUGUGCCAAGCGAGCUGAGGGACUGUGUGUGUGUGUGUGUGUCUUCAUGUCUUUGUGGGUGUGAAUGUGUGGCAUUGGUUUAAAACACCCAGAAACAGUCGGGCAGCCCAAACAAAGACUGGGGAACACCCCCCCCAGAGUGGCUUGUUGUGGGGAUGGGACCCAACCUCCUUCCCCCCCCCAGGAUAGGGAUCAGGCCGGGACUGACAGCUCUGUGGUUUGCAUUCCUCUGCACCCCCAUACAUCUGGGGUUCUUUCAUCAGCCCCUCCCUCCAUUACCCCCCCAUUCCCACUCCACAGCACCCGCUCCUGACCCCCAGUCUGCACACACCUCCAGAAGGCCAGCCUCUUACGUAGAUGGAGACUUUUGUUUUGUUUUAGUUACAGUACCGAACUUUGGUUGGAGGGCCAUUUAGAAAACAAACUUAUCUAUAAAUAUUUAUUGAUCAGGUCCUUGUGUGUCUGCGAGUGGUGGUCAUGGCACGUGUGGGGAGGGGCCCUCCACGUUUCGGAGGGUUAUAAAACUUGGUGUUACACAACCGGGGUCGGGCAUUCCUGGCCCCACACCUGCCCUGGGGAGGGGGGUGGAGGUGCUUUCGUAAACCCCCCCUUCCGGUCAACAGGCCUUUAAAAAGCAAGGCUCUGCAGGGUGACAACAGGCUCCUGUGUCGCGCUUGUGUUCCCUCGGCCUCUCCUGCCUGCUUUGGAAGAAGAAGUGUGGUGUGUGUGUGUGUCUCCCUCUCUCCUCCCCGCCCCAGCCGUCUCUCUCUUGAGGAUCCCCCCCCC
Molecule: messenger RNA, 3287 nt
Organism: Pogona vitticeps (central bearded dragon)
Lineage: Eukaryota; Metazoa; Chordata; Lepidosauria; Squamata; Agamidae
Source: RefSeq, a predicted model, not a curated record